Molecule: messenger RNA, 3458 nt
Organism: Python bivittatus (Burmese python)
Lineage: Eukaryota; Metazoa; Chordata; Lepidosauria; Squamata; Pythonidae
Gene: SEC23B
Product: SEC23 homolog B, COPII component
Biological process (GO): endoplasmic reticulum to Golgi vesicle-mediated transport; COPII-coated vesicle cargo loading; COPII-coated vesicle budding
Cellular component (GO): COPII vesicle coat; endoplasmic reticulum exit site
Molecular function (GO): GTPase activator activity; zinc ion binding
Source: RefSeq, a predicted model, not a curated record
AGGUGUGGGCGUGGUUUGGUAGUGGAAGUGGGUCCUUCCGGCGAAAAGGCAGCGGCCGUCUUUGAGGUGAAGGGAAAAAGGAGGAGGAAAAGCGGGGAGUCCCCACCUUAAAUACUACAAUUCUAUGGCAACUUACCUAGAAUUUAUCCAGCAAAACGAAGAGCGUGAUGGAGUUCGUUUCAGCUGGAACGUAUGGCCCUCUAGCAGAUUGGAGGCCACCAGAAUGGUUGUUCCAUUGGCUUGUCUUCUAACACCCUUGAAAGAACGGUUAGAUUUGCCGCCUGUCCAGUAUGAGCCUGUUCUGUGCAGUAGACCAACCUGCAAAACUGUUCUCAAUCCACUUUGUCAAAUUGAUUACCGAGCCAAGCUUUGGAGUUGUAACUUCUGCUUUCAGAGGAACCAGUUUCCUCCAGCGUACGCAGGCAUAUCUGAAGUGAAUCAGCCAGCAGAGCUUAUGCCGCAGUUUUCCACAAUAGAAUAUAUAGUCCAGCGUGGCCCUCAGACACCCCUGAUCUUUCUUUAUGUGGUAGACACAUGUUUGGAAGAGGAGGACUUACAAGCUUUGAAAGAAUCCUUGCAAAUGUCUUUAAGUUUGCUCCCUCCUGAUGCUCUUGUGGGCUUAAUUACCUUUGGUCGAAUGGUUCAAGUUCAUGAACUGAGCUGUGAAGGGAUCUCCAAAAGUUAUGUUUUCAGAGGAACUAAAGAUCUGUCAGCAAAACAAAUACAGGAUAUGUUGGGUCUUUCAAGGCCUGCUGUGCCUACUCAGCAAGGGAGACCUCAUCAGUCCCAAGAACCACCUCUCAUUUCUAGCAGAUUUUUGCAGCCUGUUCACAAAAUUGACAUGAACAUGACAGAUCUUCUAGGAGAACUGCAAAGAGAUCCCUGGCCAGUUACUCAGGGAAAGAGACCCUUGCGAUCCACUGGAGUAGCUUUGUCAAUUGCUGUUGGACUACUAGAGGGAACGUUUCCAAAUACUGGGGCUAGAAUAAUGUUGUUUACUGGAGGGCCACCAACUCAAGGGCCAGGCAUGGUGGUAGGAGAUGAGCUGAAAACUCCAAUCCGUUCUUGGCAUGAUAUAGAGAAAGACAAUGCACGAUUCAUGAAGAAAGCUAUGAAACAUUAUGAGGCAUUGUCUAAUCGCACUGCUGCUAGUGGACACUGCAUUGAUAUUUAUGCAUGUGCUCUUGAUCAGACUGGUCUUCUGGAGAUGAAGUGUUGUACAAAUAUAACUGGAGGUCACAUGGUGAUGGGAGAUUCUUUCAAUACUUCUCUCUUCAAGCAAACUUUCCAGAGAGUGUUUAGCAAAGAUCUCAGUGGAGAAUUCCGAAUGGCUUUUGGAGCAACUCUAGAAGUGAAGACUUGUAGAGAACUGAAGAUAGCUGGAGCUAUUGGACCUUGUGUAUCCUUAAAUGCCAAAGGGUCAAGUGUUUCUGAAAAUGAGCUUGGAAUAGGUGGCACAUAUCAAUGGAAAAUUUGUGGUCUUGACCCCACCAUGACUCUUGCCAUUUAUUUUGAAGUAGUAAAUCAGCACAGCACUCCAAUACCUCAGGGUGGCAGAGGAGCUAUCCAGUUUGUUACACAUUAUCAGCAUUCCAGUACACAGAGACGCAUUCGUGUGACUACUGUUGCUAGAAAUUGGGCAGAUGCACAGAGUCAGUUGCAACACAUUGAAGCUGCGUUUGACCAAGAAGCAGCUGCUGUCCUGAUGGCUCGAUUGGGUGUCUACAGAGCUGAAUCAGAGGAAGGGCCUGAUGUUUUGCGAUGGCUGGACAGGCAACUAAUUAGACUUUGCCAGAAGUUUGGACAAUACAGCAAGGAUGAUCCAAAUUCUUUUAGACUGUCUGAUUCAUUCUCUUUGUACCCCCAGUUCAUGUUCCAUUUGCGACGAUCUCCAUUCCUUCAAGUGUUCAAUAACAGUCCAGAUGAAUCUUCCUAUUACCGUCAUCACUUUGCCAGGCAGGAUUUGACCCAGUCUCUUAUUAUGAUUCAGCCUAUACUUUAUUCUUACUCAUUCUAUGGACCACCUGAGCCUGUGUUAUUGGAUAGCAGCAGCAUUCUUGCUGACAGGAUUCUGCUGAUGGACACUUUUUUCCAGAUUGUUAUCUAUCUUGGUGAGACUAUUGCCCAGUGGCGUAAAGCUGGCUAUCAAGAUAUUCCUGAGUAUGAAAACUUCAAGCAUUUACUGCAGGCUCCGCUGGAUGAUGCUCAAGAAAUCUUACAGACAAGAUUCCCAAUGCCACGCUAUGUUAACACAGAGCAUGGAAGCAGCCAGGCACGGUUUCUCCUAUCUAAAGUGAACCCUUCUCAGACACAUAAUAAUCUCUAUGGAUGGGGACAAGAAUCUGGUGCUCCAAUCCUAACAGACGAUGUUAGUCUACAAGUAUUCAUGGACCAUCUAAAAAAACUGGCUGUAUCGAGUGCAUCCUAAUUUUGAUACUAAAGUCUCAAAAAUCAAUAAUAUUAUUGAAUCAUGCUGCUGAUAAAUUACAAUCUGCCCAGAAACCAAUAACAUUCCUUUCCCUCUUUUGAAUCAAAGUUUUAAUUAGCUCAUAUAAAAAAGGGAAAUUUUAUAUUUUAGAUUUAACUUAUUGAUAUUCUUGUCUUUAUUCUGGCAAUUCUUAAUUUUCAUGUUGUUAUACCAGGAUUACAAUCUACACUUAUACUGUCCUAUGUAAUUCAUUUUUCUGCUCUUAUAACUAAGCAAAAUAAAAUUUGAGAACAAUGUUAAUACUUAGUGUAUAAUGCUAUCUACCACUGAUCAGGGCAGGGUGAGAGGAGGAAGGUUACCGUUCCUAAUUCUUUAGCUUGUAUAGAUGCAAUGAAUUAACAUAGCCAGACUAUGAAUAGUCAUGUAAUUUGUACAGAAUAAUAUGAAUAUAAAUGGUUUAUGAUAAAUAUAGGAAUUUAUUUGAAUAUUAAAGUAGAAUAACAUGCAAAAUAAUCUAACAGCAGUCACACAGGAUACUAUUCUAUAAUAAAACUCUAUCCUUAGUAGAUAUACUACAUCCUUCAACUAUGAAAGAAGGAGAGGAAGGUAAAAAACAUUUACACAACUGACAAGAUUUUGUUAAUGAAUACAAUCAUAUUUAUAUAAAUUGGAUGCUGACUGGUUGUAGCAUCUGCCUCUCUCCUGUUACUGUUAAUCCACUCCUAGAAUUAUCAGUUCAAAUUGGCUUGACAUCAUAGUGUAGCUGUGUAGCUAAGAUUUUUCAAUAAUCCUAGCCUAAUCAAAUCUUAAUUUUAGCUUUUUUUCUGUUUACAUCUACAUAAACCUUAAACUAUGUGUACAUACUAUUUGACAUUAGGGUUAGGGUUUCCCUUUGAAAAUAGUUGGGUUCAUUUAUCAUGGUAAGCAAUAAUGCGGGUUGCUUCUUUUUGUCUUUAUAAUUGAACCCUGUUGUUACAAUUUACUAUUGUCUAUAAACGAGCUAUUACAGCUUUAUGCCGACAAAUAUAGC